AUGACCAGUGCCAUUGUAAUUGCCGGGGUUCGCAGCGGGGUGGGAAAGACUACCAUUGCUACCGGCAUCAUGGGAGCGCUGACCCGCCGUGGCCAUAGGGUCCAGCCCUUCAAGGCCGGCCCGGACUACAUUGACCCGUCCUACCAUCAGUUGGCCUGCGGCGUGCCCUCCCGCAACCUUGAUACCUGGCUUCUGCCCCAUCCUACUGUUACCGAGCUUUUUCGCCGCGCCAGCGGAGCCGACAAAGUCUGCGUGGUGGAAGGAGUAAUGGGGGUCUACGACGGUCAUUCCAGCCUGACCGAAGAAGGAUCCACCGCCCAACUGGCCAAGCUGCUGGAUGCGCCGGUGAUUCUGGUCGCCGAUGCCGCCAAGGUGGCCCGCAGCGUUGCCGCCGAGGUGUUGGGGUACCAGCAAUUCGACCCGGAUCUCCGCAUUGCCGGAGUCAUAUUGAACGGAGUUGGGGGUCCCCGCCACCUGGAGUUCUGCCAGCCGCAGAUUGAGGAGACCACCGGACUGCCAGUGCUGGGCUACCUGCCACGGCGGGAGCAGUUUGUUCAACCGGAACGCCACCUGGGGCUGAUACCGACCGUGGAAGGCACCGUGGUACAGGAAUGGUACGACGCCCUGAUUGCCCAGGUUGAAGAAACAAUUGACCUGGACGCCGUCCUGAGGCUGGCCGACACCGCCAAUCCACCGGAAGGCGCUCCGCAGGUAUAUCCGGCUGAACCCCAGCCCAGGCGUGCCCGCAUUGCCAUAGCCCAGGACAAGGCCUUCAGUUUCUAUUACCAGGAUUCUCUGGACCUGCUUGAGGCUUGGGGAGCCGAAUUGGUGCCCUUCAGUCCUUUGGCGGAUGAGUCACUGCCUCCGCAGGUGGGAGGUGUUUACAUCGGUGGUGGCUUCCCUGAGAUGUUCGCCCGUGAGUUGGCCGAGAAUCGCCCCAUGCUGGAGUCCGUCCGGCAGGCGUUGGCCCGUGACUUGCCCGUCUAUGCCGAGUGCGGUGGGCUGAUGUACCUGGGGCAAAGUCUUUCAGACCUGGAGGGAGCCGACUUUCCCAUGGUGGGGGCCAUUCCAGUGGUCUCAUCCAUGUCCAACAGUCGAUUGACGCUGGGCUACCGUGAGGUUGAGGCCUGCGCCGACACGCCCCUGCUGGAAAGCGGGCAACGGAUUCGGGGCCACGAAUUUCACUGGUCCGUGCUGGAAGAAACGCCCGACCCCGGUCAGGCCGUUUACCGCGUGGUGGACCAGGAAAACAGGCUGGAGGGGUUCCGCAUAGGCAGCAUUUGGGCCUCGUACAUACACAUACAUUUGGGAAGCGCGCCGGGUCUGGCCCGCCGGUUUGUUGAUUCCUGCGUGUUAGAAUAG
Messenger RNA from Geodia barretti, 1362 nucleotides. The record is from the annotation of a GenBank genome assembly. NCBI's taxonomy places the organism in Eukaryota, Metazoa, Porifera, Demospongiae, Tetractinellida, Geodiidae.